Molecule: messenger RNA, 1775 nt
Organism: Culex quinquefasciatus (southern house mosquito)
Lineage: Eukaryota; Metazoa; Arthropoda; Insecta; Diptera; Culicidae
Product: putative mediator of RNA polymerase II transcription subunit 26
Exons: 5
Coding region: 143-1735 (530 amino acids)
Source: RefSeq, a predicted model, not a curated record
GUUAGUGUGAUGAUGGUGUGGGGCGUGGUGGGCUUGUGUGGUGUACCAGAGUAAAGUCGCGUUUUUUCUUCUUCGAUGGGAUGGAAUCAACCUGAAAAGGGGUGUCUCAUCUGACAGAUGAAGUUUACGUGAACGAUUUAGUAUGAAAAAUAUGGAGAACGAUGAAGAUCUGCUGAUCUCAUUAGAGUUACAAAAUUUCAUGGACGCUUCGCAGAAAAAACAAUCCGAUCAACAGAGACCGCAACGCUUAAUUAAUCAACUGACCAAGAUCAAGAAUCCGGUCAAUCUGAUCCAGGUUGCCACACCGGAAACUGGUCAAGUGUUUGGCCAUCCGCAGCCGGCGGUUUUAAACCGUGGCCGUCAAAUGCAGCAGAUUAACCAGGACCUGGCACAACAACUGGCCAUUUCCAACAGUUCCCAGUUGGCCAAGGUCCAGGUCGCCACACCGGGAACUGGUCAAGUUUUUGGCAAUCAGCAGUCGGACAAUUCCGAACAGUAUCGAGUUAAAGGCGCGACUUUGUCUGAUCUUCGGAAGCAGCGUAGAAGGAUUCAAACCAACAACGAAGAGGUCACCGCGAGCCGUCAACUCCGGCCCAGUGACCAGAACCUGAAACAGCAGCUGAUCCAGGUCGGGAGCUCGGGCAGUCUGAUCCAGGUUGCCUCGCCGGGAGCUGGUCAGGUGUUUGGCCAUCAGCAGUCGGACGAUUCCGAACAACAACAAGUGAAGGUUGAAUACCAUCACGGAGAAGUCGUCGCGCGCCAUCAACUCCGGCCAAGUGACCAGAACCUGGAACAGCAGCUGAUCCAGGUCGGGAGCUCGGGCAAUCUGAUCCAGGUUGCCUCGCCGGGAGCUGGUCAAGUGUUUGGCCAUCAGCAGUCGGACGAUUUCGACGAGAACACCGGGCGCCGUCAACUGCGGCCAAGUGACCAGAACCUGAAACAGCAGCUGACCCAGGUCGGGAGCACGGGCAAUCUGAUCCAGGUUGCCUCGCCGGGAGCUGGUCAGGUGUUUGGCCAUCAGCAGUCGGACGAUUCCGAACAACAACAAGUGAAGGUUGAAUACCAUCACGGAGAAGUCGUCGCGCGCCAUCAACUCCGGCCAAGUGACCAGAACCUGGAACAGCAGCUGAUCCAGGUCGGGAGCUCGGGCAAUCUGAUCCAGGUUGCCUCGCCGGGAGCUGGUCAAGUGUUUGGCCAUCAGCAGUCGGACGAUUUCGACGAGAACACCGGGCGCCGUCAACUGCGGCCAAGUGACCAGAACCUGAAACAGCAGCUGACCCAGGUCGGGAGCACGGGCAAUCCGAUCCAGGUUGCCUCGCCGGGAGCUGGUCAGGUGUUUGGCCAUCAGCAGUCGGACUUGCGGUUUCGUAAUUAUUUUAAGAAAAUUAUCCAACCGAUUAAUGUCAACUGCAACUUUGAUGUUUUGAGUUCAAGUUCAAUUGUUCACAACGGCAUAAGUUAUAAAACCGGUAAUUUUGCUGCGAUAAACAAUUCUGGAAUUGUAAGUUUGUACGAAAUUUUAGAAACGUUAUCAGUAGAUGAUAAUUUGUACCUUGUACUACAAAUUUGGGAGGUCUUAGGAUAUGACGAACACUUUCUUGCGUAUGAAACAAGUGGCUGUACAAAAAAGGUCGAUAUUUUAAAGCUAGAAUUAAUCACCACAGCACCAUUCAUGGUCAGCAUUGUUAACGAUAGGGUUCUGUUUCGAAUUAGGAAUUCUCUAAAUAUUCUGUAACUCACUGAUUCCAAUAAAUGUACACUGAGUCUCACUGCAA